GCCCUCCUCUCUCCAAACCCUUCUUCCCUCUCUUCUUUCUUUCUUUCUUUCUUUUGUGCUUUCUCUCUUUUUCUUUCUCUCUUCUAUGCUCAGCUCAGCUCAACCACACACACACACACUCUCUAACUGUUUGAUGUGAUUCUCUCCACUAUUAGCUCCCCAAAAAUUAAACCAUCAACCUUUACUAAAGAGAAAGCUCCAAGAGGAACCAUGGUUUAUACUUCCAUCCCAGCAUAUAUUGAUCCAGCCAACUGGCAGCAACAGCAACCAAAUCACCAGCAGCAAGGAAACAACACUGCUGCCAGCUCUCACCUUAUUCUUCCACAACCAAUACAACCACCACAGCCUCCGCCAUCGCAGCCUCAUGGACUCGGUGGUAGCACUACCGCCGGGUCCAUCAGGCCCGGUUCGAUGGCGGAUAGGGCAAGGAUGGCCAACAUACCUAUGCAGGAAGCUCAACAAAAGUGUCCAAGAUGUGAAUCCACCAACACAAAGUUUUGCUACUUCAACAACUACAGCCUCUCUCAGCCCCGCCACUUCUGCAAGGCCUGCAGAAGGUACUGGACACGUGGCGGGGCCUUGAGGAACGUCCCUGUUGGCGGCGGCUGCCGGAGGAACAAGAGGAGCAGAGGAAGCUCCGGCAACAACACCAGGUCUCCGGCAAACUCCGAUCGCCAAACCGCGAGUGCCGGUUCGGCUUCCACCACCAGUGGCUCCUCCUCUGCUGACUUGGUGGCCGGCCUCGGCGGUGGCACCGGAGUGCCACCGUCGCUUAGAUUCAUGGCUCCAUUGCAUCAACUUGGUGACCACCACCACCACCUUGGUGGUGGUGGAGGAGAAAUAGGGUUAAGCUAUGGCUUGAACUAUGGCGCAAUUUCGGGUCCAAUGGGAGGAAUAGGAGACUUGAAUUUCCAUAUAGGAGGCAGUUUGAGUGGUGGUGGUUGUUCUAUGUUGUCUGGUUUGGAACAAUGGAGGGUUCCACAAACUCACCAAUUUCCCUUCUUGUCUGGCUUGGAAGCUACUUCAUCACAUGGGUUGUACCCUUUUGAGGGUGCUAGUGGUAGUGAUGGCUACGGUAGCACUCCCAUUAAGGUUUCAACUUCUGGGGUUAUGUCUCAGCUUGCUUCUGUGAAAAUGGAAGACAAUCAUCAUCAUCAUCAUCAGGAACUUGGUUUGCCUAGACAGUUCUUGGGGGUCAAUAAUAACCCUAACACAAAUGAGCAAUAUUGGAGUGGUGGUGGUGGUGCCACUUCUGCUUGGACUGAUCUUUCUGCUUUCAGCUCUUCUUCCACUACUAGUAAUAACGCACUAUAGAAUUUUCUGCUAUCUCUUUGUGAAGUUUCUGGCUUUUGGUUCUUCUGUUUCCUUUCACAAAGUUUCAACCAACUUGGUUAUAAUUAACCCCACGUGAAGAAGCUUCGAGGAUGGUUAAGUACUUUGGUUUCAUUUUAAGAUCAAAUAUGAAAACCCUAGGGAUGUUAGAUCUUCUUCUAUGUUUAAUCUUUAUAUUGUUGUUAUUUCUUCUUCUUUUUUCUCUUUCCUUUUAUUAUUAGGUUUAGGUUGCUUUGUAUGGGAAGGUUUACUAUAGUGAAAUUAUGAGUUUUCAAAAGAAUGGAUAUUAUUGCAGUAGCUUAUCAACGAUGUCUGUAUCAUUGGUUUCCAGUGUCACUUGAUUGCCACAUAUAUAUCUAUGGAAAAUAUGAUCCUUUUUCUAA
This is a messenger RNA of Glycine soja, 1715 nucleotides long. Its product is annotated as dof zinc finger protein DOF2.4-like. Lineage: Eukaryota; Viridiplantae; Streptophyta; Magnoliopsida; Fabales; Fabaceae. The transcript is spliced from 2 exons. The coding region runs from base 211 to 1314 and encodes 367 amino acids. Gene Ontology annotation, biological process: regulation of DNA-templated transcription. The record is from RefSeq and is a predicted model, not a curated record. Gene Ontology annotation, molecular function: DNA-binding transcription factor activity; DNA binding.